GUAUAAAUCGAGAAAUUUAAGUUGUAUGAAGGAGUUUUAGGUUAUACUGAAUUGUAAAGAUGAAGUUUCACAUGAUUGUGCUUUCUUUUUCCUCUUCUCAGGUUGAUCAAUAUAUCCUGUAACGGUGGCCUUCUCUAGAAUUUCCUUGGUUAAUUUUCCCAUGGAUGCAAGUGGCUUUGUUGAAGAAAAGUCUGAGUGCAGACUCUAUAUUGGCAAUCUUGAUUACAAGAUAUCUGAGGCAACUUUAAUUAAGAUGUUCUCUCCAUUUGGGAAAAUUGUAGCAGAAGAUUUCCUAUUGCACACACGUGGCCCUAAACGCGGAGAACCACGUGGGUUUGCGUUUAUCCAGUUCAGUAAUAGAGAGGAAGCUAAAUUGGCAAAGGUAAAGAUGAAUGGGAGAUUGGUUUGUGGACGUCCAUUAAUUGUACGUCUUGAAAGUGAGAAACACCAGGCUGAAAUGACCCACAACUCUGGUGCAGUCUUUGGCUGUGAGAAUGGUUCCGGACUUGGAGGAAGUAGUUCGGGGCAGGUGAGCCGAAGUGCGAAAAUAGCUGCUAUAAAGAACAAGCUUAAAACUAUGGAGGGAGAAAGUGAAAGUGUUAAAAAGAAGCAAAAACAGUCACAAAUGACUUGUUCUAGUCUAGAUAGCUUGGCACCUUCAUAAAGUGUAGUGUUAGUUUAGAUAGUUUUUGA
Impatiens glandulifera is the source of this 693-nucleotide messenger RNA. RefSeq names its product probable RNA-binding protein 18. Gene Ontology annotation, molecular function: RNA binding. The coding region runs from base 161 to 664 and encodes 167 amino acids. NCBI's taxonomy places the organism in Eukaryota, Viridiplantae, Streptophyta, Magnoliopsida, Ericales, Balsaminaceae. The transcript has 4 exons. The record is from RefSeq and is a predicted model, not a curated record.